Molecule: messenger RNA, 1233 nt
Organism: Penicillium verhagenii
Lineage: Eukaryota; Fungi; Ascomycota; Eurotiomycetes; Eurotiales; Aspergillaceae
Exons: 3
Coding region: 1-1233 (410 amino acids)
Source: RefSeq, a predicted model, not a curated record
AUGGAUAUCGCCGCUGAACUCGCUGGAAGUGGCUUGAACUUGAACUUGACAGCGGCGGAGCGAGCUGAGGUGCAAAACAAAGUUGCCAUCGGCGUCCUCUUCGGCCUUGCUGUUAUCGCCUUCAUCAGCCGCAUCCUCCUCCGUCUAAUCACACGAAGGCGACUCUUCCUAGAUGAUGCCUUCCUGACUCUCGCAUGGGCUUGCCUGUGUGUAGGAACUGGCAUCAUGUACCAUCGCGUCGGGAUUGUCUACCUCGAGUUCGCCGUUCUAGGAGGUGAUACCGCCGCCUACGCUCUCAUCAUCCCACAGAUAAACGCGUUGGUCGCGCAGGCAACGUGGCAGUUGGCAUAUCUGGUGAUGCUGUGGACAACGGUAUUUGCGGUGAAGUGGUGUUAUUUGAUAUUUUUCUUCCCUCUACUGCGGAACAUGUCGCGAUGGUUCAUUUGGUACUAUCGCGCCGCGGUUGUGUUCUCCGUUGCUUGCUGGAUUUUGAUUCUCGUUGGAGACCAAGUUCUCAGUUGUCCAUAUCUUGGGGAAGAGGCAGGAGGUAUGUACAUCUCUACGACCAUGCGCAAUGAAGUCUCUAACACAGGUCUAGAAAAAUGCUUCCCAAAACUCCCCGUCUCGCAUACAGCUUUGAUGACCACAUUCUGGGCCUUUCCUAUACUUGACGCCGCAACCGAUAUAAUCAUCGUUAGCAUCCCACUCGUGCUCCUCCGCCAAGUCCGAAUGGACUUGAUGACCAAGAUAGGAGUGAGCUGCUUCGUAUGCCUCUCCGUCUUCAUGUGCGCGUGUGCCAUCACGCGCGCUGCAGGAACCUACUACCAAGGUGCCCUCAACUAUCCCUGGCAAGACUUCUGGCUUCACGCGGAGGGCUGUAUUGCGGUGAUGAUGGCAUCCAUCACGGCUUACCGGUCAACUCUAAUUGGAUCAAACGACGUCUCUCAUCGCUUCCGAAUCUACCUGGACAAGAUCAAGCACCCCUUUUCCUGGAGACAACGCGCGUCCGCGGAGAACACGAAUACUGGAGGCGAACCAAAGACGCAGACUAAUCGAUUCAACCUGCCUCGUAUCCCGAAUGCCACGAUGACUGGGCUGAGGACUUGGUUUGGGGCCAAGACUGCACAGGGCACAGUCCCACUUGCUAGUCAAGCUUCGACGAUUGGUGAAGAAUUCUCCGAUUACCAUGCUUUUUUGAAACCUAAACACUCAGCUGGUAUGUACUUUGUGUAA